UGACGUAACACAUAUUCUCGCAUUUACUUGUGGGCAAGUCCAGCAAACCGCAUUGUGACCGUAACGUUAAGCCAUAUGGUCUAGUUUAGACAAUCGGUUGGUAGAUUGAUCAUUUUCGUUCGUGGCAAGGCAUAAUGGCUGCAUAUGCAAUGACAUUACGCGUUUGGAGAAGAGGACUAAGUUCAUUUUGCACAAAGCGAAACACUUCAUUUCAUGCACCAGAAGUCAGGUUCUACAGUGUGCUGAUGAAAGGAGCAACACAGAAUGUAAAUGGGGUGGACCUGUUUUACCAGCGAACUGGCACAGGACAACACGCGGUCAUGCUACUCCCUGGGGCAUUGGGAAGUGGAGAGACAGAUUUCGGGCCCCAGAUAGAGUCCCUGAAUAAACGCCGCUUCACCGUGGUGAGCUGGGACCCGAGGGGAUAUGGGAACUCCCGUCCGCCGGAGAGAGACUUCCCCCCGGACUUCUUUGAACAGGAUGCCAAGGACGCUGUGGACCUAAUGCUUGCAUUAGACUUUAAGCGGUUUUCAUUGCUGGGCUGGAGCGACGGCGGGAUCACUGCACUGAUAGCAGCCGCGCGCAAUCCCUCCCUCAUCCAGAAACUGGUCGUGUGGGGAUCCAACGCUUAUGUAUCGCAAGAGGAUGUAAAGGUUUAUAACGCCAUCAGAGAUGUGUCAGCCUGGAGCCCCAGGAUGAGGAAGCCCAUGGAGGACAUGUACGGGGCCCAGGGCUUCCCCAAACUCUGGGAGGCCUGGGUGGACGGCUUCAGCCAGUUUGCCCAGAGGCCAGAGGGAAACAUCUGCCGGGAGCUGCUGCCCCUCAUCAGCUGCCCCACGCUGAUCGUGCACGGAGAGAAGGACCCCUUAGUGCCAUCCUGCCACCCGCAGUACCUGCUGCAGCACAUCCAGGGCUCACGCCUGCACCUAAUGCCAGAAGGGAAACACAAUCUGCACCUGAGGUUUGCAGCAGAGUUCAACCAGCUGGUGGAGGAGUUCCUCGGUGACUGAGAGACUCCUCCUAGCUGCAGCCAGGAGGAACUGCAUCCGUCUCAUUAGGUCAACUAAGAUUCUUCAGUGUAAUAGCAUGCAACUACAUUCAGGAGGGCCAAUGGCCUACGGGAAAAUGAAAGGGAAAAAUAUUUCAGAAAUAAAAUUGUACCAAGGAAUGUAAUCAUAAUUUUUUUUGUGAAAAAAUGUAAUAAAUAUUUUUGAAAUCAA
Conger conger (European conger) is the source of this 1220-nucleotide messenger RNA. It is a transcript of the gene bphl, whose product is annotated as biphenyl hydrolase like. The transcript is spliced from 7 exons. Bases 135 to 1010 code for a protein of 291 amino acids. NCBI's taxonomy places the organism in Eukaryota, Metazoa, Chordata, Actinopteri, Anguilliformes, Congridae. The record is from RefSeq and is a predicted model, not a curated record.